UGGGAUGCAAACUUUCACAGUGCAGUGUUCCAUUACUCCUAUUGUUCUUCAUUCUUGUAUGUGUUCAGAAGUUAUUUCAAGUCAGUGCAAUAAUAUAUUUGAGUGUUUAGCAGUACUUUAUUUUAGCUUUCCCCUGCUACUCUAAAAAUAGUUGGAAGUAUCUGUUUCACUCUCGCCUGUGUGUCACUCUCUGAACCACUGACGAAAUGAAGCCUCGGUUUCUUUCCGCGCUGAAGCGCAAUGACGCACCGGAGGUAGAUGAGAUCCUCCGCACCGGGAACAUAGAUAUAGACACCGUGUUCGACGUCGAGGACCGAAGAAGAGUCCUGGCGUCUUAUAAACAAGGUUACUGGCUACCAGACUAUAAGCUGGAGUCCUCCUGGGCGAUGGCUAUUCACAUAUGCAUGAUGCACAAUGCGGUGGAGAGUGCCUCAGUGCUCCUACAGAGGGGAGCAGCAGUGAACAGGAAGCCCAAUGGGAAAACACCACUGCAUGUGGCCUGUGAACUGUCUCAUGCUGACUGUGUGGGUCUGCUGCUGGACUGGGGGGGAAAAGUCAACAGCAUGUCCCUGAGUGGACACAGCCCACUGCAUUACUGCAUCACAAAGGAAUCAGUGGACUGUGCCAGACAGCUGAUACUCAAAGGAGCAGAUGUGAACAAGUCAAGCCAUAACAAUGAUGAAGACACUCCUUUACACACAGCAGCACGUCUUGGUGUCUCUGAGCUUGUUGGCCUUUAUGCUGUGCAUGGUGCUGAUGUGAAUGCGCUUAACGCCCGUAUGGAGACCCCUUUGAUCACAGCUGCAUUCUGGGCAAUGGAUGCCAAUGAGCAGACUUACAGCGAGAAGCACCAUCUUGUGUGCCGGAUGCUGCUGGACUAUGGAGCCAAACCAAACCUCCAAGAGCAAAACAAAAAAACAGCACUGCACAAAGCCGCAUGGAACUGUGACCAAGCGCUGAUGCAGAUUCUGCUUGAUGCUGGUGCCAAUCCCACGAUCAUGGACAUGAACGGCUGGGCAGCCCUUCAUUUUGUGCUAAAUUCAAUGCAGAUGAGGCCUUACUGUGUACCUUAUCGCUGUUUCCAGCUCCUGCUUAACUACGGAGCAACCAGAGUUCACCCAAAACAGUUCCACAAGGUGCUGCAGAUUUGUCAUGAUGACACCAGGACAGUUGAAGUGAUGGCAAAUUCCUAUGAGCAUCUUAUGAGUACCACAAAAUGGAGGGAAUCUAUUCCUGACGAAACAUACAAGCGUCAUGGGAAGUUUUAUGACUCGUUGUUUGCUGCCUGCACGUGUCCACGUUCUCUGCAACACCUGGCCAGAUGUGCCAUCCGCACGACGAUGUGCUGCUGCUGUGAAUCGGGCAUUAAACAACUCCCAGUGCCUCCACCAAUCAAACGAUACAUACUGCUAGAACCUGUGGGAAUCAUAUGCUAGUAUCUGUAUUGGCCUAAUGGUGAAUUCACACUGUGCUAAUCUCAAACGUCAUCCACAUUAAUAAGGUCCCUCAGGAAAGUUCUGUAGCUUUGGUCAUACAGUAUCUACAAUAUUUUCAUUGUUAUUACAUACUGCCAAUCAAAGGUUUCACCAACACGUAAUAUUAACAUUUAGAGUUAAAUGACAAAUUACAGGGUCAAGUGAAAUAUUGUAGAAAUAUAAAGUCUAAGCAGGAAAUGGGUAUUAAUGAGGAGAUUAGUGUUUAUCUGAGAAACACUUGUUAUUAUAGGAAAAGACUACAUUUCUCUGGAUCAACAUAAUUAAGCACAUGACCCUGUGUAUUGAAUAUAUUAACCCUAUAUUCUUACUGAUAAGAAGCUGAUAUUAACUGUCAGACAAAUCCAGGUUCAUACUAACAGUCGCCUUUAAUAGAGCUCAAUUAGGAUCCCAAUAGAAUCUGAAAAUGGCCUGAAGACCUUACACACAGAAUUUCAUGGAUUGCUUAUUUACUUUUUUCCUUAUUUGAUUCCCAGUAGUGUGUAAACUGUGAUAAAACUUUAACACUUCCAAAUGUUCAAAGAUUUUUAUCUGGCUGUGUAUUUCUUUGCAGACAACAACUCUGUUCUCUGAUAUUGAAAUGUUCACAUAUUUUUUGUCAAGACACUGUAAACACUUAUUAGAAUCACUUUUAAAAAGACCAAGAACAUCAGUCAUAAACAUCCCAUUGUCUUAGCAAACUUAUCCCCGAAAUGAUAAAAUCACAAUCUGAUUUUAAACAAAAAAGCUAUGAUCCAUAAGAUUACAGUAUAGAUUUCAGUUGAUGCUAGUAAAGCUUUGUAGUUGGCAGCUGAAUAACAAGUAUUUAAGCUACUAAUCCUUCUGAUCUCUCUC
This is a messenger RNA of Tachysurus vachellii, 2327 nucleotides long. RefSeq names its product ankyrin repeat and SOCS box containing 4 (gene asb4). The record is from RefSeq and is a predicted model, not a curated record. The coding region runs from base 207 to 1436 and encodes 409 amino acids. The transcript has 5 exons. Gene Ontology annotation, biological process: intracellular signal transduction. NCBI's taxonomy places the organism in Eukaryota, Metazoa, Chordata, Actinopteri, Siluriformes, Bagridae. Gene Ontology annotation, molecular function: protein binding.